Messenger RNA from Hyposmocoma kahamanoa, 1459 nucleotides. Its product is annotated as cytochrome b-c1 complex subunit 1, mitochondrial-like. The record is from RefSeq and is a predicted model, not a curated record. Gene Ontology annotation, molecular function: metal ion binding. Gene Ontology annotation, cellular component: mitochondrion. Bases 36 to 1448 code for a protein of 470 amino acids. The transcript has a single exon. NCBI's taxonomy places the organism in Eukaryota, Metazoa, Arthropoda, Insecta, Lepidoptera, Cosmopterigidae.
AACCGCUCUCAAAAUAUUUGUCUAAACUUUUCAAAAUGUGGAAACGUAGUGUACAUCGUGGGGUACUGGGAAUUCACCGGCACCUCAGUUCAAAGGAUGCCUCUGCAAUUUUCUACUUUGGUAGUACGCAGCAACCACCCGUGAUCCCGCCGUGUUGCUGGUCUGUAAUUCCUAAUGGCAUCCGUGUCAUUACUGAGCAGACUUGUUCGCCUUUCGCAUGCGCUGCCCUCUUUUGCGAAACUGGCCCGCGGUACGAGCAUACUCUCAACAACGGCGUUAGCCAUUUUCUUGAAUUCGUCGCAUACAAAGGUUUCUGCCGCUAUCAAAAGACAAGCUUCCUCAGUUACAUGGAAUCAAUCGGUGCCCGGUUCUGGGCCAAAACCACUAGAGAAUGGCAAGCGUUCAUGGGCACCUGUCCCACUGAAAAUGCAGGUGAUGUAAUUAAUGUCCUCGCGAGGAUCAUGAACGAUCUGCAGUUAGACGAUUGUGAAUUAGCAAUUGCGAGAGCGCAGUACACUCACAUGUUACAUGACGUUGACAAUGAUCCCAGAGGGCUUGUGUUUGAUUUCUUACAUGAAGGUGCUUUCCAAGGUACUCCAUUAGGAUUCUCUGUAGCUGGUUCAUCUGGAAACUUGAAUCUAAUUUGUAGAGAAACUUUACGACACCAUUUACAUAAGCAAUAUCAACCGUAUAGGUUAGUUGUAGCUGUAUCUUCUAUGUUCAAUCAUCAUGACGUGGUGUGUAUGGUACAGAACGAUUUCGGAUGUUUGAUGCAAACGUGUGCUGACCCUGUGUACUGGCCGUGCCGGUUCUGCGGGUCCGACGUCCGCUUUAGAGAUGAUUCGAUGGGUUUCGCUCACAGCAUAAUAGCUAUUGAAGCUCCCGGCUAUAGAACUAAAGAUUACAUGACGUUUAAAAUUAUGGAAGCUAUGUUAGGCACAUGGCACAUAAGUCGUGGUCAGGGACUAGGCACCUGGCCGGGUUUAGCUUUCUGCUCAGAAAUCGGUAAACUGUGCGUCAGUUUCGAAACUUUUUAUAUACCUUACCGUGACAUUGGAUUGUUUGGCGUUUAUUACGUAGUUCGUAAGGAGGCCGAUCAAGAUGACAUGGUGGCGAUGAUAACGAAUUUUUGGAAGCACUUGAGCAUAUUGACAGUUUCGCCGGAGGUAGAGUAUGCGCAAAACGUAUUAAAAUUGAAGUUUGCGAAGGAAGUGAACGGCUGCAUCAAUUCUUGCAUGGACAUGGGAGUGCAGAUGCUGUAUACGGGUUGGCGGCGAAAUUUGGAGGAGACGUGCCUUGAAGUGGAAUCAAUUAAACCCCACGCUGUAAAAGAAGCAGCGAAACAUUAUUUCUACGAUCGGUGUCCAGCGGUGGCUGCGAUCGGGCCAGUCGAAUCCUUAACAGAUUACACCAGAAUAAGAGCCGGAAUGUUUUGGUUGAGGUAUUGAGUUUUUAAUUA